Molecule: messenger RNA, 4028 nt
Organism: Scophthalmus maximus (turbot)
Lineage: Eukaryota; Metazoa; Chordata; Actinopteri; Pleuronectiformes; Scophthalmidae
Gene: nkx6-2
Product: NK6 homeobox 2
Exons: 3
Coding region: 1637-2488 (283 amino acids)
Biological process (GO): cell differentiation; regulation of transcription by RNA polymerase II
Cellular component (GO): nucleus
Molecular function (GO): DNA-binding transcription factor activity, RNA polymerase II-specific; RNA polymerase II cis-regulatory region sequence-specific DNA binding
Source: RefSeq, a predicted model, not a curated record
CCCCCCCCCCCCAAAAAAAAGAAAGAAAAGAAAAACAGGGAUUAUCUCCCUCAUAUAAAAUCCAGCUCCGUCCUUUUAAAGACUUUGUAGCUACUCUCAAAAUGAUCCGCUUCACUUUUGUUUAUUUGCUUUCACCCUGAAACACUGAUGUUCAACAAGGUGGAGUGAAGAGAUUAAAAAGAAUAAAACAUUUUUAGAAGGUGGAAAACAACCACGACCGGAAUAACUCAUUUAUCUCAUUCUACAAAGUAAAAAUGAAUCAACGACACAACUGCUUGAGCAAAGGAAAUAAACCAAAAUGAAAAAAGACAAAACACGCUGCCUGGACGAAAAGUCAUAAGCAUGAACAUAUUAUCAUAUCAAAUAUGGUCUAUCAUCUUUCAAAAAUCGAAUGUAAAAUUAUCUUUUUGUAUUUAUUUAUUUUUUACGACAAAUUAAGUUGGCUAAACAGAGUAAUGUCCCCGUGUCUUCUCUGUCUGAGUCACUAACAUCGUAAAGAUUCGCUCCUCGCCGCCGCCGGGUCCAUGUCCCACUUUUAAUACACUCAGCAGCUCAUAAUGUAAAUGUAUAUUCUUUGUCAUAUGUGGAAACAAUGAUUUCCACGCCGGGAGACGCAUCAUUAACAGCAGCUAAAAGAUCUUAAUAGAGUGUGGCUGGCGUGGUGCAUUCAGGGUCUCCUCAGACAGACCCUGUCUGUAAGAUUCUUGGAUCCACAUUCAAUUGAUUUUAGCAUGAUUUUGUUUGUUCUGUAUUGCUCACAUGGUACAGAACAUUUUGAGAAAUUCUCUCUGAUUUUCAUGAAUUGAAGUAAAAAAGAAAACAUUUUUUAGAUUUAUUUAAAGUAAAAAAAAAACUUUUUCUAUGAAGCAUAGGCCCAUAUAAAUCCAACUAUCCUAUUUACCAUGUUAGCUUAUUUUCUCCUGGCGUUGACUCGGUACAUAACGUAUCUUUCAGACGACGAAACAUCAUCCGUCAUUAAUAAAUCCAGUCGGUCAUUGAAGCACUAACAACGGCUCACUCAUUCUGCAGCUCACCAAAAAAAAAAAAAAAAAAAGUUCCCCUUUCCGACGGCGCGUGAAGGCAGCCGCAGUUCCAGCGGAGACCGCACGUGUGAAGCGGCGGAGUUUCCCUCUCGGCCAAUCGCGGCGCUGUCACACUCGGGCCCCGUCCAAUGGGAAUGGCGCGCGUUCAGGUGGCCGCGCUGUUAUCAGCUGGUCGCGCUUCACUCUGGAGCUGAGAGCGAGUCAAUUGAUGGCGAGAGCCGCCGAGACCCUUAAUGGUUCCCAUCAAAGCCACUGAGAGCAUCACCACGGCGGACCCACUUCCGCGAGGAUCCCUGUGGCGGACGCGCGCAGCCGCCUCCCAGCUGACAGAGCUCCGACCAAAACAAACACGAGGAAAGACAGUUUUCGCGGGAGUUUGACGGAAGCGCUUCGCCUCCCGAGAGAAAAGAACUUGGGGUGUUUUGGCUCCAAGUCUUGGUCCUCCUCCAGCCGGGAUACUUCGCGAGAGGACGGACAUCGAGCGGCUCCUGAACACCACAGUCCCGCUCUGCGCCCUUUGACUUUCUCCUUGUUUUUCCCUUCCCCGUUUUUUUUUUUUCUUCCCAAGUGAGUUUGGUGUUUCAUGUUCACAAAUGUUAGCGGUCGGGCAGAUGGAGGCUAACCGGCAGAGUGCUUUCGUCCUGGGCAGCACCCCGCUGGCGGCGCUGCACAACAUGACCGAGAUGAAGACGUCCCUGUUCCCGUACGCGCUGCAGCAGAACCCGGCGGGCUUCAAGGCGCCGUCGUUCUCCAACCUGAACUCCCACCUCGCCGGGGGCACCCCGCACGGAAUAAGCGACAUCCUGGGGAGACCCAUCACCACGGCCGGGCAGCUGCUGUCCGGCUUCCCCAGGAUAAACGGCCUGGCCACCACCGCAGCCGCCGCCGCGGCGGGGAUGUACUUCAGCCCGGCGGUGUCGCGGUACCCGAAGCCCCUGGCCGAGCUGCCGGGCAGGGCGCCCAUUUUCUGGCCCGGGGUGAUGCAGGGAUCCCCGUGGAGGGACCCGCGGCUUCACUGUCCCACUCAGGGGAACAUCAUGCUGGACAAGGACGGAAAGAAGAAACACUCCAGACCCACGUUUUCUGGACAGCAGAUCUUCGCGCUGGAAAAGACCUUCGAGCAGACCAAGUACCUGGCCGGGCCGGAGAGAGCGCGCCUGGCCUACUCCCUAGGCAUGACCGAGAGCCAAGUGAAGGUUUGGUUCCAGAACAGAAGAACCAAAUGGCGGAAGAGACACGCGGCGGAAAUGGCCACGGCCAAGAAGAAGCACGACUCCGAGACGGAGAAGAUGAAGGAGAGCUCGGACAACGAGGAGGACGACGAGUACAACAAGCCGCUGGACCCGAACUCGGACGACGAGAAAAUCACGAGACUGUUGAAAAAGCACAAGGCCACCAACCUGGCGCUGAUCAGCCCGUGCAGCAACAGCUCGGACACGUUGUGAUGGUGCCCUCAGCUGCUGAGGGGGUGGGGUGGGGGGGGCAACGUGGUGGGGGAGGGGGGGGAGGGUCCAGCAGAGACUCGUCGCACUCUUUCGGACCCCCUUUCCACCUGACGUGACGAACAUGCGUCUGAGAGGGGAUCGAGUUUUGAAAAAACAAAACAACCAAGCGUGCGCAAAGACGCGCUGAGGACGCGUUGGCUGCAUCCAAACCCACUUUUCUCACACACACACACACACACACACACACACACACACACACACACACACUGCACUGCCAGCUGACUGACCAUGACGAGUUCACGUCAGUCGGAAAAAAGGACACAGAUAUCGGACUGUACUCGGCAGUGAGUGUCUCUCUCUCUCACACACGCACACACACACACACACACACACACACACACACAACAAGUGGAGUUUUAACAACAUGGUGUAAAUGUAAAAAAACAAAACACGAACGUACGAUCCGGAUCAGUGUUGGAUUUUAUUUAGCGUGACUUCGUUACUUCGGCACUUCUUGCUGCUUUACCGUUUCUCCUGCAAGUGCAACUAAUGACAUUUGUUACAUUAUCGUUAUCUGUAUUUUUUGACUUGACCCCACGUCAGGCACCUUGAGGUCAGCGAGGCCUCCGCUCUCGUCCCCGAACCCCACGUUUGAUGGCUGAUGAUGUAAUUGUCAGUUCUGCUAUUAGUUAUCUAAUUUUUCAUCUGAAGACAAAUGAUAUUGUCAUAUUUUUUUUUUGUUGUUGUUUAAACAAAAAGCAACAUGGUUUUUCUCCACGCAGUCUUAUGGGAGGAGGUCUUGAAGCUGAUGAGAAUCCAACACUGGUCCGGGUCCCGGACGCAUGUGGUCGAGGUGCAGGUGUGAACGGGGCCUGCGAUGCUUGUAAAGCUCAGUCUAACCAGGGUAUCCACUGUCCUCAGAAGGUUUCGAUGGUGGGGGGGCGCAGGUUGGAGAUGAAUGAAUGCUUUAGUGCUGUAGCCUAAAGGAUUGAGAAAAAAAAAAUGUACGUGAGAUUGUGUGUAUAUAUAUUUUUUACUGAAAUAAGUUAUGUUGUUUCCGCGAGUGGAAACGUGGCCGCCUUUCUUUCUUUUUUUCCUUCUUCUUCCCUCCGCAGCCCUGACGCGCUUAUUCCCUCCCAGAUAUUCCCGCUGCUUGGUUUUUAUCCCUGCAGAGCAAAGUCGUGCCCCCCCCCCCCCCCCCCCCCACUUUCCUCUAACCUGCUCAAAUCCUCCGUUCAGCAACCGGCACACAAAUGUAUAAGCGCAACAAAAAUGCUGUAAAUAAUAAUCACUGUAAAGGAAGAAAAAAAAAACACCCGCUUGUUUUCACGACGUCACACCAGAUACACACUUUUCUGUUCUUCUUCUUUUUUUGUUUCAAUUUGAAAGAGUUUUAUGUUUUUACCUCAUCACCACACAGCGGAAGAGACAAACUGGACUUAUGUUGGAAAUUAAAGAGUAUUAUUGCUUCCGGGAAGGUUAUAGGAAGAAAAGAAAAGAAAAAAACACUUUGUAUUAUGAAUAAAUUAUUUAACAAGCA